AUGAUAAUAAAUGGGUGGUUAAUUGCAUUUGUGAAUUUACAUUUCUUUUAUUUAUUUUUGUUGGUGCUUUUUUCUUCCCGUACGGCCUUUCCCCCCCAAUUGUCUCCCUGUGGCGUGGUGGCAGCAACGGAGAGAGAAGGGGGAAGGGGUGUUUUUCUCUUGGCAUUUUUAUUAUUAAAGAUUUCAAUUGGGGGAAUGCGGCGGUUCAUCGCUGCUGGUGGUUGUAGCGGUGCGCUCUCGAGUAGUCCUACCGUUUUGGUUUUGGGCGCGAACUCACCUUCAGGUGCCACAUUGGCAUUAAUGAUGGCGGCUAGAGGACGUUUUUACAGACCGCUCGUGAAUCAGGGCAUUAAUCUCUGGCGCUACCGCAUGGGCCGCAUCCACAAGGGCUGGUGCACGUGGGAGUACCAACACACACGGCCGGACCCGCGGCCAUUCCCGGAUCCCCCCGUCAACGACUACUUUGGCCGGUCCCGCCUCUGGAAUCCCAUCCCCGGUAAGAUGGGGUACGUGAACAAGAAGGCAGAGGAGUGGGGGUGGCCGCAUCAACGCCCGCCACCGACUGGACUGCGGCGAUCACAAGAGUACUUUCCCUUUUUUUUUGCGCGGUACUUUCCUGACGCAGAGGUGAGACUUGUUCUGGACAGUGUUCUCAACAACGAGACAACUCACCCGGUGUUUUACAUCCCGAAUGACAUGUCGAGAGCAGAGCUUGUAAACUAUCUCAAGAACAUCUAUGGUGUAGAAAAUGUUGUGAGAAUUAAAGUUCGAAACGCGCGAGGUCGUCGAUACAAGAACGAGUUGGGUGAGAUCAAAACGAUGGAUGACUACAAAAUUGCCAUUGUCGAGUUAGAUUCUCCCGUCUCUGUGGAGUUCAAGCAAAUCAAGGGAACUGAAGACACUCCCGACAACAGGCCGCAGGCGCAGAUUAGCGGAUAA
Molecule: messenger RNA, 939 nt
Organism: Trypanosoma cruzi
Lineage: Eukaryota; Euglenozoa; Kinetoplastea; Trypanosomatida; Trypanosomatidae
Exons: 1
Coding region: 1-939 (312 amino acids)
Biological process (GO): mitochondrial translation
Cellular component (GO): ribosome; mitochondrial large ribosomal subunit
Molecular function (GO): structural constituent of ribosome
Source: RefSeq, a predicted model, not a curated record